AUGCAAGGCUUUGAGCUCCCACAUUCCAACACUGACCCCAUCUAUAACCUGCUGGAGUGUGGGAAUGAACUGGUCCUGCAGAACCAUGGCCACAUGGUCUACAUGACUCGGGGCAACAGUUUCUGUGGGGAUCCAGUGUUGAUGCUCUUGAAGUUGAAGAUGAUAUCUCUUCUAGACUCAAAAGUUCACACACUCCUCCUGACUUGGUUUUUCACACAGCAGGUGACAGGCCUGACUGAUCCUUCCAACCUGGACAUGGCUCCCAAUGCAUUUGAUGAUCAGUAUGAGGGCUGUGUCAAAGACAUGGAGAGAAAAGCACCCCAGCUGUUACAAGAAGACUUCAACAUGAGUAGGGAUUUAAAACCUGAGUGGGAAAAGGCAGAGAAACGAUGGAAGGAGAUAAAAAACACAAUGAGCAAUCCCAAAGGUUUCCAUGACUUCCAUGGAACGGCUUUAGUGGCCUACACUGGGAAAAUCUACGAAGAUUUUAACAGAGCAGUUAGAGAAUUCAGGGGAAAUCCGGGCAACUUCCAUUACAAGGCCUUCCAUUACUACUUGACAAGAGCCCUUCAGCUUCUGAGUAACAAUAAUUGUCACAAUGUUUCUCGAGGCACCAGGAACAAGUUUCAUUACAGUGGGAAGGGCUCUGUGCGGUUUGGGCAGUUCGCUUCCUCGUCUUUGGAAGAGAGAGUAGCUCUUUAUGAAUUUGGUGGUGCGAGUGGGACACUGUUUACCAUCAAAACGUGUUUGGGGGCUAACAUAAGUAAAUUUUCCCACAAACCUAAACAAAAGGAGGUGUUAAUUCCAGGCUAUGAAGUAUAUUCCAAAGUCACCCAAACAUCAAGUGGAAAAGGGUAUGACAAAAUUUCUCUGGACUCCCCCAAAAGAGAGAAGAGCAACUUCAAUUGCUACUAUAGUGGUUCUACUGACAACAGUCAUUUCAGCAGCUCAGGUGAGUCUGGGUCUGUGGUAGAGGUGGAGCUGGUGGGGACAUCAUGA
Onychomys torridus (southern grasshopper mouse) is the source of this 999-nucleotide messenger RNA. RefSeq names its product T-cell ecto-ADP-ribosyltransferase 2-like. NCBI's taxonomy places the organism in Eukaryota, Metazoa, Chordata, Mammalia, Rodentia, Cricetidae. Bases 1 to 999 code for a protein of 332 amino acids. The transcript has 3 exons. Gene Ontology annotation, molecular function: NAD+-protein-arginine ADP-ribosyltransferase activity; NAD+ poly-ADP-ribosyltransferase activity. The record is from RefSeq and is a predicted model, not a curated record.